CUCUUCAUUGUGAAAAGUUUAAAAGGGAUCUCCCAUUAUUUUGUGUUUUCCCAUGUCAGAGAGAAAUCAUCUCUCCGCCACUCUGUCCGCCGCCGUGAUGGAGACUGCCGAAGAGCAAGAAGCCGUUCUCUUCCACUCUUAUCCAUGUGCUUACUACGUACAAAGCCCCUCCACUCUCUCCCACGCCAACAGCUCCGACAUUCGGAACCCUGCCGAGGUCUCCACUUGCCACUCCCCUCUCCCCUCCGACACUUUUCCCAACGCCCAUCACCACCACCACCGCAACCCGACGCAGGAAGCCUCUCGCUUUACUCUCUCCCACUACUCGUCCUCCCGUGGCUCAAACCAUGGGGCUGGGACAGACAAUGGCGAGGCUCGGCUGAUUGUGGGUCGUGGCAAUGGUGGAGAUUGCGAGGAGGAAGAGGAGGAAGGGGAGGGAAACGAGGAAGGGUAUUAUGGGAAGAGAAAAAGAGGUUGUUGGAAGAGGUAUUUUACGUAUAGGAAUUCGGAUUCUAAUGCAUGGAUUUGCUUGCAAUUGAGUUGGAGGGCAAUUUUCAGCAUGGGAAUUGCUUUGCUUGUCUUUUACAUUGUCACUAAUCCUCCUUCACCAAUCAUUACUGUUAAGGUGGGAGAAAUAGAAGAGUUUAUGUUAGGGGAAGGAGUGGACAAAACAGGGGUUGGGACUAAGAUUCUAACAUGCAAUUGCACAAUGGAUGUAAUUGUGGACAAUCACUCUAAGCUUUUUGGCCUUCACAUCCUUCCUCCAUCUCUUCAUAUGUCUUUUGGCCCUCUUCCCAUUGCAGCUUCACAAGGUCCAAGAUUGUAUGCUGAGAGUGGAAGGACGAGGUUCCGAUUGAGUGUGGGCACAAGCAAUAAGGCAAUGUAUGGUGCGGGGAGGGACAUGGAAGACAAGCUUGAUUCAGGGAUCGGAUUGGAGCUUACAAUUCGACUCAAUUUCAUUUCAAAUUAUAGGGUUGUUUGGAAAUUCAUAAGCCCACAUUUUCAUCGUCAUGUCCAAUGCUUGUUGCUCCUUCGCAAACCCUACGAUAGAAACCCUCACACCCGAUCAUUUAAUAGUACUUGCUUCACUUCUUGAUUAUCAUGUUAACCACCAAAUUUUGCUUCUUAGUAAAUGAUGAAAAUAUUAUACUAUAA
Molecule: messenger RNA, 1155 nt
Organism: Cucumis sativus (cucumber)
Lineage: Eukaryota; Viridiplantae; Streptophyta; Magnoliopsida; Cucurbitales; Cucurbitaceae
Exons: 3
Coding region: 53-1096 (347 amino acids)
Source: RefSeq, a predicted model, not a curated record